Messenger RNA from Rhipicephalus sanguineus (brown dog tick), 4053 nucleotides. RefSeq names its product sorbin and SH3 domain-containing protein 2-like. Gene Ontology annotation, molecular function: protein binding. The transcript has 30 exons. Lineage: Eukaryota; Metazoa; Arthropoda; Arachnida; Ixodida; Ixodidae. The coding region runs from base 72 to 2948 and encodes 958 amino acids. The record is from RefSeq and is a predicted model, not a curated record.
AGUGUGCUGGACCCGUGGUUCCUGUUUGGGAGAUCAAAGUCGCGGGGUGGUCUCCGAUCGUCGUCGGCACGAUGAAGUCCUUCUGCUGGAGGCCGCAGUUUGCGAGGAAAAAGGUUCUGUUCUCUGGCGAGGACCUCCAGUCGAACGCCGAGAUGAGCAGCCAGGCCAAGAUCCGCAGAAAGAAGCAGACGCUCGAGAAGAUCAGCAUGCCAAACUACAGUCAAAAGGACCCGAAGACCUUCCGCACCAGCAUGCACAUGGAAGUGGUCGAAGACAAUGAAGAGGGUGCGCACGAGACACAGCCGUCAGAGAACGCGAGCACCAUCGUGAUCCAAACGACCCCCAAGAGCCCCGAUGGACCCAGCUCGAGGGGCACGCCCGACCAGCCACACGAACAGCGGGACAAGCCGGCCAAGCCAGGCGUAUGGAGCCCGUGGUCGAAUGACAACAUCACAGUGAAGAUGGAGCAAGCGAACGGCACUCUCAAGGUCAGCGCCGAGGGCGCAUCGCCGCAGCACGCGGCUGACGUCGCGAAUGGCAGCGUCACACCGGGAUACCGGCCCGUCAAGUUCACGCCGACGGCGCACUUGGUGCAGAGUCCGAUGCAGGCACAACAGGAGACAGUAGCCACCACUCCACCCUCCCCCACGGCAGCCCUCAAGUCGUGCUGGAACCCCAUUGUGAGCCAGCUCAAGGAGCAGCACUCACCAAGGGCCGAGCAGCGAACGUCGGCCGGUACCUCUCCGCUGAGCACCCCAGGCACACCUCCGACAGUGUAUCCCAUACCGCCUCCGCCACCUGCAUACCCGGUGCCUCACAGGAGCCCCUCGGGUCUGCCCCCAUCUCAGAGCCCCACGGUCACUCUGCUGCAAAAGGCACGAGAGGGCCAGAUUCCGAAGGGAGCCCUUUACAUUGAUGAUCACCGCAACGACUAUGCCGCCUGUGGACAGCGCAGAGGUGAUGUGAAGCACAAAAAAUCUUUUGAGACGACUUCAACACUGAAACCCGAAAACACAAAAAAGCCACAGCAGCGCACGCAUCCACUGACAACACAGCCUCGGCGACCCGGCGCACGGCCACUUGAGCCUUACGUGUACGACCAGCGGGUGACAGUUGACGGUGACAGAGUGCACACAGACACCUACUAUGCCAUGCCUACGGUGAAGGAGGUGCAGUCGGGACACCGCACCACCAUCCCUGCACCACCGAAGUACGAGGGCAUUGGGCCCACUAUAAAUGGCAUCCCUGUAGGAUUGCGCACCGAGAGGAGGUACCAGAAUGUCAAGGACGAGUAUGCCAGUGAUUGGUACAAGACCAUGUUCAAACGGCUGCACAAGCAUGGAAGUGGUGACUACCAAACUGUUGACUACAGAAGGAGAGGUAAUCAGCACAGCGAUGGAUACAUGUCGGAGCCAGAUUUCUCUAGAGAUGAUGACCGGCCCAUGUUUGGUGGGAAGGGAGCCAAGAGGGCCAUCAACAGGAGUUAUGCAAAUGGCCUGUCCACAUUACCUGGGUCCUACAAGAUUCAGCCACGCAGUAUAGAAGAGUAUGAACCUGGCCAUUCAUCAAUUGCAGAGAGAGAGGCAGCUUUCACAUCUCGGUACUUGCCUCCUCUGGAUACACCCAAGCCAAAGUACACUCUGAGUGAUGGCUAUGAGUCGGACUCAACACUGAUUCGCAAGACUGGCAGCCGGAUGAACCACCUGGACUCCCGUCAGCAGCGGGAGUGGUACAAGGCAGUGCAACGGGGAGAAGACAUACCGCUCGAAGGUCUGGGAAAACCAGCGCCCCAGAAGCCACCAGAGCCCGUCAUUGGACCAUACCCUCCUCCGGACAAUUCUGACCUCGACGAAUACGAAGCUCAGCUUCACCGCUACCUGGAGUCGCAGGUAAACAUUCACUACCAGACGCCUGUGCGCACAGAGGAGAAGGAGUACAUUGAUGAAGAAGAGCUUCGUCGGAGGCAGGAAGCUGCUAUGCGAAAGUUUUACGAGGAUGAGUUCCACAAGAAGCAGCAGCGUCAGUCGGCAGAGCUGGAAAUGAGGCGCCACAAUGACAACCUGUUGCCAUCGCAAAAGUCUCCAAUCCCACUCGACCGAUACGAGAACUCUUUCGAGCCAACCGUGAGUCGAACAUACCGACCAUCUGAGCCGAAAACCCUGGCGAAGGUGUUAUACAACUUUUUUGCCCAAUCCCCCAAGGAGAUCAACCUGCGCAAAGGUGACCUUGUCUACAUCCGGCGCAAAGUGGAUGCCAACUGGUACGAAGGGGAGCACCACGGCCUCGUUGGCAUCUUCCCCGUCAGUUACGUCGAGGUGAUCCCCGCUGAAAGUGCACACUUGCAGCCAAAGCGUGCUUUGGAAGGCUUGGCUCGUGCCAAGUUCAAUUUCUCGGCCCAAACGCCCGCCGAGCUGUCUCUCUUCAGGGGGGAAACAGUGGUGCUGGUGCGGCGAGUCGACUCCAACUGGUAUGAGGGCCGCAUGGGCACCAAGCGUGGUAUCUGUCCUGCUGCAUACCUCGAGGUCAUAUCAGAGCCACAAGAGAUAGUGUCAACGACAGUGUCACCCAAGCCGCCUGCAAGUCCUGUGUACGGCCCCAUUGUGAGUGAUGCCCGGCCCCAGAGGAGUCCAGCCAGCUACAGCCCACAGAGCAUUUCAUUCGCCAAUCGUGCGAGGAAAAAAGGAGUAUCUAAGUGCAUUAAUAAGACAUUGGGUCGUCGCAAGGAGAGCCCCUUGAUGACAUCAAGUGCUUUGCACGUGGACAGCUGCGAGCCGAUAUCGUACCGUGUGCUGUACAGCUACCGGCCUCAGCACGAGGAUGAGCUGGAGCUUCGCGAAGGUGACACAGUGCUGGUGAUGGAGAAGUGCGACGAUGGCUGGUACCUGGGCAGCUCUCUGCGCACAGGCCUCUUCGGCACCUUUCCAGGCAACUACGUCGAAAGGAUAUAAGGAUGCCACAACAGGUAGAGGCACGGAGCAGAAGGUGAUGUCUCCACUGGUCGCCAACCAUUGCACCUCUCAAGCACUGCACUGUGCCAUGAAGCUUACCUGCAGCUGAUGUUCACGGCUACCUUUGUUCUUUCUUGGUUAUUUGCCUUUUUUUUUUUGCCUCGAAACGGUCAGCGUACUUGUAAUGGCCCACGAGGGUGUCUUAAUUGCCAUCCCGUUGGUAUCAGACAUCUUUGAGAUGUUAUCUUCAUGGCCGUACAUUGGGUGCCUCUUGUAACUAAUUCUUGAACCGACUGUGGUCACUUUAGCCUAAGAGUUGGAAAAAGUAAUCAUGAGUGCAUUCUAGACUAGGUGAGAAACUCUAGUAGGGCAUAGUAUAACUGCAAAAAAAAAAAGAAAAGCUGAUAGGCUGUACUUCAAUAGUUUAGGUAUGGUUUUUUUCUUUUCUUUUUCUGUAUAAUUAUUUGCAAAUGCUGUUUUUUUUUAGAACAUUUAUGUCUUGUUGAUGUUGAAGUUUUGUUUUAAUUGUUGCUUUUGAACACUUAUAUCUUUUUUUGGACAGCUUCAAAGUAAGGGGUGGCACGCGACUGUUAUUGCUAAGGUGAUUUUUGUCCAUGUCACUCAGAAGGCCACUCAUUUUUAUUUCAGCCUCUGCCGACAUAAACGUACGGGUUCCAUCUCAUUACGACAGAGCAAAGACUGUACUGACCAGCAGUGGCAUUUUGCAGCUUUGCCAAUCAUUAGCCAAGCUACAGCGAGCAAUUGUGCAACACAUUGCACAUUUACGGCGUUUUCCUGUGCAUUCUGUGCUAUCUCCUGCUUCCAUCUUCGAACGAUUGUGAGGCAUUUGUUGAUAGUCUGCUUGUGCUAAAGCACAAGUAAACAUACUUUAUUUUAUACUAAUUAUCAGUUGAGAGUGAAAAGCAGCAUUUUCUUAAUGAAUAGUUAUAGCUUGUUUGCCGCGCUUCAGUACGGUAGUAGGCAUUAGAUUGUCUAUUCAGAAUAGGUACUGUGAGACCUCAGCCCCAUAACUGCAAUGGCUGCUGUUCUUUGUUCUGAUUUUUAUUAUUAUUACUACUAAAUUUUUUGAUAAAGAAAGCCCUAG